CAAGCGUGAACCAAAGUAGAAAAGUCAUUUUGAGUAACAGCACGAAUCUGCUCUCAUUUGGUAUUUUAACGCUAGAUGUUAUGCUUCUACAUAACAUACAGCUGAUGGCGUGGGAAAAUCAGGAAUCAAUUCGUAACAAAAUGCUCAAAGAUCCAGAUGUGUUCGCAUUCAACGCACUGUUCAUGGAGCCAUCAAAGGUUGAGGUGAAGAGGAACGAAAUAUAUCACCAAUAUGACAGUUUUUCAAGAAGACAAAACCUUCGCCAAGAGGCAGAGGAAUCUGACUUCGGAAUGAAUCUUCUAGAAAAUGUACUGGAAAUAGGUAUGAGUACUGCACGCGCCGCUAUACACCUCGGGAGAGCUUUCAAGAACACCAAGAUGGUUUUGAACCAGCUGUCAAAUCGAGAAGCGUUAAAUGCCAACAUUCAAAAUCAACUUUCGCGCAACAUUGAUGCCAACACACACGCGCUGAAUCAUCUCCAAACGUCAUUCAAUAAGAAUGACAGUACGAGUUCCAGUGUUGCCAACUCUACGAAUGCAAUUUAUACCGAUUUAGAUUGUGUUUGGUUGUUGUAUUGCAAGAAUUUGGUGGCUACGGCGAAGUUGAACGCACCGUACGGUACAAUGGCUAGGAUUAAUGGGCUUGCGCUGCGUAUGCUGACGGGUGAGGUGCCAGCUGACCGGGCCAUAGAUAUCAUGAUGUACGAAGUAUUAACAGGAUGGACAGAACUGAAAUGUACAGACAUGUUUCCGAGAUGCAGCAAAGCAAAUCCAGCGACAGUGGUACUUGACUCAAUUCUUCAGCCAUUGAGAAAAUCACAAAAUACUUCUAAUAGGUUAUAGUAAAAAUGUUAGAAGGACAAAAACUACUAAAAGUAGCACUGUUCUGUUUUUAGUAGUACAGUGCUACUCAUAGUAAUAUUCAUGAAGUAAUAGGUCAAUUUAAAGAAAAGAUGAAAAGUUU
Molecule: messenger RNA, 963 nt
Organism: Pararge aegeria (speckled wood butterfly)
Lineage: Eukaryota; Metazoa; Arthropoda; Insecta; Lepidoptera; Nymphalidae
Exons: 6
Coding region: 81-842 (253 amino acids)
Source: RefSeq, a predicted model, not a curated record